GUCUUCGUUCGAAUUCAAUUUGUUUUGAUUCCAUUCGAUUCGAUUACGAUCGAAGUCAACCGUUCGACUAUCGAACGAUACGGUCGAGGCAAACUCCUACGCGCUGGCUAGUUUGCGCGUCCCACGAUAGAUCGCGCCAUGGAAUCCCCUGUUUUUCAAUCAAUUUUGUCACAAUUCGACGAGACAGAAGCAACGAUAACAAAACAGAGUAUUUAGUGCCAAGGAGAAAAUAUUUGUGUAUUUUAACCGAUCUAUACCGUUAUGUUUUUCGAAUAAGUUACAAAUAGUCGCGAGAGAGAGAACGCAUUGUUAGAACUGAGCAAAAAACGAGAAGUUGUGCCCGAUUUGGCGCCUAUGCUAUGGCACUCGUUUGGAACAACCGCGUCGUUGCUCCAGGAGAUAAUAAACAUUUAUCCGGCUAUCAAUCCGGCUACUUUAACCGCGUAUCAGAGCAACCGUGUAUGCAACGCGUUGGCGUUAUUACAAUGCGUUGCCAGUCAUCCAGAAACCAGAUCGGCGUUUCUACAGGCCCACGUUCCGCUGUUCCUCUAUCCAUUUCUACACACGGUCAGCAAAACGCGGCCGUUUGAAUAUCUAAGAUUAACCAGUUUGGGAGUGAUCGGUGCGUUGGUAAAAACCGACGAACAAGAAGUGAUCACCUUUCUACUCACCACCGAGAUUAUACCGCUAUGUUUGCGCAUCAUGGAGAGCGGUUCGGAGCUCAGCAAGACUGUUGCUACUUUUAUCUUGCAAAAGAUUCUGUUGGACGACAGCGGACUCUCGUACAUAUGUCAGACCUACGAUCGGUUCAGUCACGUUGCGAUGAUUUUGGGAAAAAUGGUCUUGUCCCUGGCCAAAGAUCCCUCGGCGAGGUUACUUAAGCACGUGGUCAGGUGCUAUCUGAGACUGUCGGACAAUCCUAGAGCUCUGCUGGCUCUCAGACAGUGUCUGCCCGAUCAACUGCGAGACAACACCUUCGCGACGUGCCUGCAGGAGGACGCGUCGACGAAGCACUGGUUGAAUCAGUUGUUGAAGAACCUAGAAACCGGCCCCCAGCCAGGUCCUCCGGCGCAACCGGGCCAACAGGACCCGAGAACCAUCGGCAUGUCGCCUCUCGCCUCUUAAGUCACGAUACUGGCCGGAUCGGACCAGAAUAAUGCACCACGCGCCAGGCAGGAGGUCUGGAACUGAACUGAAAGCGAAAUCUCGCAGAGAUCUAUAGAUCUCGGAAGCGUUGGAAGGUUGGAGCCUUUGGGAAACGGCAGGUCCACGUCCCCCUCGGUUGGGAUCAUCCCGCGCACGAUACGCGAAAGCGUUUCUGUACAUUUCUUACUGUUCCUUUUGCGUAAAGGUUGCGAAUUGAAAAUACAAAUAUACCUAUGUAUAUAUAUAUGUAUCUAUGCCCGUGUAUGUCUCUGUACGUAUACAUAUAUAAGUAUUUUAUUACA
Molecule: messenger RNA, 1448 nt
Organism: Osmia lignaria (orchard mason bee)
Lineage: Eukaryota; Metazoa; Arthropoda; Insecta; Hymenoptera; Megachilidae
Gene: Rcd-1
Product: Required for cell differentiation 1
Biological process (GO): mRNA catabolic process
Cellular component (GO): CCR4-NOT complex
Source: RefSeq, a predicted model, not a curated record